This is a messenger RNA of Aspergillus chevalieri, 1419 nucleotides long. RefSeq lists its product as uncharacterized. Gene Ontology annotation, biological process: transmembrane transport. Gene Ontology annotation, molecular function: transmembrane transporter activity. The transcript is spliced from 14 exons. Bases 1 to 1419 code for a protein of 472 amino acids. Lineage: Eukaryota; Fungi; Ascomycota; Eurotiomycetes; Eurotiales; Aspergillaceae. The record is from RefSeq and is a predicted model, not a curated record.
AUGACAAAAGACACGCCUGUCUCAGUAUCCUCCGAUACGGAUAAUGUUUCAACACAACCACCACCAAAACGAACAUGGUACCAUACCACCCUCUUCAAUGCCUUCAUCAUCGGUGGUGUGGGCUUUAUGGCUCCGGGUUUAUGGAAUGCAAUGAACUCGCUAGGUGCCGGAGGUGCGGAAUCGCCGUUUUUAAUUAACGCGGCGAAUGCGUUGGUUUUUGGUCUGAUGGGUUUCCUGUGUCUUUUUGGUGGCCCAAUUGCCAAUCGAAUUGGCCUCAAUUGGACCUUGUUGCUGGGGGCGGUUGGAUAUCCGAUUUAUUCGGCUGCAUUAUAUACGAACAACCGCUAUGGAAAUGAAUGGUUCGUUCUUGUCGGAGCAGUGGCCUGUGGGUUGUCCGCCGGUCUUUUCUGGGCCUCCGAAGGCGCCGUUGCUCUGGGGUAUCCGGAGCCAGCUAAACGCGGUAGAUACAUGAAUAUCUGGCUUUGGUUCCGCACGGGUGGCCCUAUACUGGGUGGUGCUAUUGUGCUUGGGAAAAAUAAUUCUGCAAACGCAAAGAGUAAGGGAAAGAUCGAUCCGAAGACAUAUCUCAUCUUCGUCGCAUUGCAAUGUCUUUCGGCUCCUCUAGCAGUCUUCCUAUCACCACCCGAGAAGGUCCAACGCAAUGAUGGAAGCAAGGUCAAGAUCAUCAUCCAGAAUUCAUGGCGUGCAGAAAUGCGAGAGCUGUUUAAGCUUUCCAUGCGAAAGGAGGUUCUUCUACUAUUACCGGUAUUCUGGGCCGCCUAUUUCAAUCAAUAUAGUUCAAACUUUGAAACAUACUAUUUCGGUGUUCGAGCUCGCGCUUUGAUUGGAUUUGUUGUGAACUUCGCAAACCUCUUCUCAUCCGGAAUCAUCAGCCGAUUCUUGGAUUACCGAGGCAUUUCGACCAAGAACCGUAUUAUCUACAGUUACUUCUAUGUUAUCAUCGUGCAUAUCAUCGCCUGGGUGUACGGCUGGGUGGUUCAGGAGCAGUUCACUGCGACUUCGCCCGUAUACGACUGGUCUGACAAAGGCUUUGUAAAGGGUCUUUUCGUCAUUUUGCUUUGGCAAUUCUCCCAACAAGCUCUGCAGAACUGGCUGUACUACCUCGUUUCAACAAUGACGGACAACAUUUCUGAACUAUCUCGACUAUCCGGUAUUCUCCGUGGCCAAGAGAGUUUCUCCCAAGCCGUCUCGUUCGGGCUGAAUACUCGGGAUUGGCAUGGAGGCAGAGUUCCUCUUGCCGUGAAUACGAUUCUUCUUGGACUCGCGGUGCUUCCUACUUGGCUGGUUGUUCAGGGGCAUACUCCUAUUGAGCAUGAUAAGAAUGAGGCUAGAAGUGAGAGUCGGGAUGAAGAGCGGGGGGUUGUGCAAAGUGUUAAUGUUGCUGGGAAAGGGAUUUGA